AUGCACACGAUGAGCUGGGAGGAGAGAACGGUGGCGCGGGCAAAGUUUUCAUUCCUCAAAAUAAAAAGUUUAAUAAAUGUUGAUUUUGAGGGCCCUGACAAUUUAUUCAAAGUAUUUUGUCAGAAAAGAUGUCAAAAGGACAUGCUAGGUUAGAUUUCUUGAGUAUCAUGGGAAUAUAGAACAACAAAAGGUUGAAAAAUGAUGCGAAAGGAGCUUUGGCGUGGAGGGAAAAGAUGAGGAGCCUGAGGGAGUGCUUUCCUCCCAGAGUGAAGAUGGUCUAAUUAUUUUCUUCAUAAUAUAUAUAAAAAGAUUUCUAUCGGAGAGCACGCCGCCGGAAAAGCUGCGUGAACCUUUGAUGAUGAAAUUUCGGUACAGACCAAUCGUUGACCCAAAAGCCGAGAAAGGUGCCGAAAUCUACGAUUUUCCUCAUUGAAAGUGCUUUUUUGCAGGCCGUGAAAGACCUUCGCAGCUGCAGGAGAUCCUCCAGAAGAUCGAUUACCUUGAUUUGACGACUGAAGAAGAGUUUGAAGUUGAAACAAUCUUUCGGCUUCUUGAAAAAGAAUGAAAAUUUCCAGGCAGAUGUGAAGAAGAUCACGGCGAACCUGGACUUGUCGGCGCUUUCCUACGAGAUUAUGAAAAUCGCGCAAGACUCGGUCGAUUCGCGGCUUUCUGCCCUUUUCGCGCUAGUAAUCUCGCAGGUCUGCGUUGAUCUCGUUGGUUCAAAAAAAUUUUUUGGAUUUUCGAAGGAGCAUGGGAAAAUUAUAAUGGUUUCAAGGCGUGUUUUUUGCUAGAAAAAUGGAUUUUUUUUUUUUGAAAGUUCAUUCAAGGUGUUGUGAAUAAAACAUAAGGGAAUCAGAGUUCUAUUUUUUUUUUCUGUUAUAUUAUUCUUGUUUUUCAUUUUUUUUGCCAUAGGGAAUAAAUUUAUUUUUCAAAAAUUCUUACAAAAGUGAUAAAUUCUGCUAAAUUCCUAGAUACUGUGAGUUGAUUGACGUGCUACAAUUUUUUUGUAAAUGUAGAUGAAUUUGGAGAAAAAAAUUCUGAGAAUCUUUGAAAAAAAGAAAAAAAGUGGAAAUAAAUUCAAAAAAAUGAAACAAAAAUUUUUUUGCGCUGUCAAUAAUCUUAACAAGUCCUAAAAAUUUGAACAGGGUAACGGAAUCCUUAAAAAUAGACUUCAGAUAAAAAACCUGAAAGAUGAGGUCGCCGAGCUCCGUAAAGAGCUCCAAGAAGGCGGCGGUCCCCGGAAUCGCAAAGUUCCGCGGGUUCAAACUACAGACAUGUGCUUCUAUUUUAUUGAUGUAGGAAACCUUGAAAAUAAAAAAAAAUAACCAUAAUUUUCAGCGCGACAAGAUCGCGCAUGACGUGACGGCGCCUUCUGAGGAAAAUGAUGGCACUCGGCCAAUUUCGAUGAUUGUCGCCUUUGACAGAGUCUCCAGACAUCGAGAUUUCACUGAAUCCAAGACCAUGACUAAUCAGAUUCGCCUCGUUUUUAUUCACCUUCUCCGACAGGUGAGUGAUUAUUUUUUUAUUAUUUUCCUUCGUUUUCUUGUCUUUAUUUUUUUAAUGGUGUCGACGCGAAAAGCCCUUUUUUUCAUGAAGAUUUAUCCAUAUAGAAUGAUAGAUUUUCUGAACAUUUUUUUAUAGAAAUUUUUUUCGACGUAGAACUUCGUGAUAACAGCAAAAAUCACGGUUUCUUCUUCACCAGACAUUUAAAAAUGUGUUCAAUUUGCCUUUUUGAAAUAAUUUUUUUGUUUAAAUUAGGAUCUUAGUUAGUAUAAUUUCAAGUAGACUGUUUGAGAAAAAAAUAAAUGUCAUAGUUUUUUUAAAAAAACUUCAUUUUAAUUGUUUGCUAUUCGCUCUUCGACAUUCAAUAGCUCUAAAAAAAUAUAAUUUUCAAGCCAAACCUCUAUUUUGAAGAUUUUUUUAUGAGAAUAAGGCUUAUUCAGUACUACGCGCCGGGAAAAGAAGUCGAUUCUUGGAGGACUUUUAGUGGCUGUACUUACGAUUACAUUUGGAGUGAGUCCUGGAUUUUUUUUUUGUUUUUUGAUUACCCUGUUCCUCACUGAAUUUUUUUUAAGGAACUCUGACGGCGGCGAUCCGGGUCAAGCCUGAAUUUGAGCAUAUGAACUUGGCGACCCUGAAAACCGACGAUUGGAACGAGAUCAUGCAGAAAAUCAUGACCAAGCUCUUGUUAGUACACUUUUUUCGCCGAAAGAAAACCGUAUGUUCUCCGUUUGAAACUUCUCUGCGCCCUCCUCGUCUCUCGGCGAUUCUCUCAUUUUGACAUGCUAUUUUCAUGUUUCUUUGACCUCGCUGCUGAGGGAACAGAGAGCGUGGUCUGUCUGAGCUCUUCACCAACCAGACACUGUCUCUUUUCUGAUCGUGCCAGGACCCUUUUUUCGAUGGCUCAAGCCAGCUGUGCAUCAGCUAUAUCUUAAUUGUAAAAUAUUCGAGAUACGUGAUUUUUUGCUUUAUGAUCUAAAGCUCAAAAAAUCUGUGUUACGGUAGCUCUUUUUCUUCUGUUCUUCUGUUUCGAAAACGCGACUUUAAAAUCAUAUCAUUAAAUAAUUUUCAGAACUGGGAAAUUUUUUUAGGAUGAUGGGCCGUCCUGGCGGUCGCGCCGUGAUUCGUCAGGCAAAAUGGCGACCUUUAACUGAGAUGGAGUACAAAUACGAUAUGGGAUAUAUGUGUAGGUUUUUUUGUUCAAUAAUUUGGCUUUUUGAAAAUCAAUCCUUGUAUUAUAUCUUUGUGCGUAGAGUUUCAAAAAAAAAUUUUUUUGAGCUUUUCAACAGAUUUUUUUAUGAUUUUGCAAGUUUUUUUCAAUGCACCUAUAUCCAAAAAAAAUAUCGCUAAAAUCCAUUUAAAGAGAGUUUCUAAGGAUUAUUAGAUUUUGACCUCAGAAUUCUCUGGAAAUGCGUCAAAUUUCUCUUUAUUGUAGCCCCUUAAAAAUUGAAAUCUGGUAAACAUUUCCAUUUUCCCAGUAAAAACUGGGAAAAUGGUUUUCUUUACCAGCUUUUAUAGUUUUUUUGAGCAUUGAGGUCUAAUUUUACGAAAAAUAGGGAUUUUUCCAUACCUAGACUUCCAGGAUCAUCAUCAAGUACAUGGUAGUAUUGGACAAUAUAAUGGAAAAACAGACUUUUUUCAAGUUUUCGAAUUAUUUUUUCAGUUUUAGGGUGGAGAACAAAGAUUUUAAGCUAUAGCAAACUUCUAGAAUUCUUAUCCGAAACCGUGAAAUGGGUUCACAGACACCUUCUUCCAGUACACCAAUGCCAAGUGACGCUUCCCGAGUGGCUCCAGCCGCCGCCGGAAGAAACUACGCCGAUUUUCAAGCGCGUCUACCGGGGCAUUCCCUCCAUGUCCCUCCAUCAGCGCCAGCAGCGGCUUAGUCAGCAGUUGACCCCUUUUCAUCUGAAGCGGGAAGUUGGAGAUGAAGAGGAGCAGGAGCAGGUCUACGAGGACGGAGAAGAAGGAGAGGAGGAACAGGAGCAAGACGAAGAACUCGAAGAUGAACAUGAAGAAGAACAGGAUGAAGAGGAGGAGGGAUAUGAGAAAACUGUCGAGGAUGACUUCUGA
Molecule: messenger RNA, 3570 nt
Organism: Caenorhabditis auriculariae
Lineage: Eukaryota; Metazoa; Nematoda; Chromadorea; Rhabditida; Rhabditidae
Source: the annotation of a GenBank genome assembly